AUGGUGCCGGGGAGUUCUCGCUUCAACAACAAGAUCGCCCUUCGAGUUGGCAGCAUGUGUAAUCCGGGCGGCUAUCAGACCUCGUUGUCAAUAAGCUCCACCAAAUUGAAGCGAAACUGUGACGCUGGUAUGCGUUAUGGCGACGACCGCUAUCUACCCGACAGCUUCCCGGGUGCCAUAGGAAUGGUGCGGGCGAGCUUUGGCGCGAUGAGCUCCGUCAGGGACGUGGCAAACUUCUUGACAUUCGUCAAGAGAAAUUUAGUCGACAAGCUGGCUGUCUAUGAGAGCCUGAUCAUCAUUAUCAGGAUAUGGAGAAAGGAAUUCAGUCUAGUCAUGAUUCGAGCUCGGCCCAUGUUCUUCCUUUGCCCAACACCGCAAGCAACGCACCAGGGCAAUUGCCGGAAGAGUCGACCUGGGCUGCUGAAUGGCGAUUCAUAA
This is a messenger RNA of Cyphellophora europaea CBS 101466, 438 nucleotides long. RefSeq lists its product as uncharacterized. NCBI's taxonomy places the organism in Eukaryota, Fungi, Ascomycota, Eurotiomycetes, Chaetothyriales, Cyphellophoraceae. Bases 1 to 438 code for a protein of 145 amino acids. The transcript is spliced from 2 exons. The record is from RefSeq and is a predicted model, not a curated record.